Molecule: messenger RNA, 2104 nt
Organism: Gavialis gangeticus (Gharial)
Lineage: Eukaryota; Metazoa; Chordata; Crocodylia; Gavialidae
Gene: NEK3
Product: NIMA related kinase 3
Exons: 16
Coding region: 295-1797 (500 amino acids)
Biological process (GO): protein phosphorylation
Molecular function (GO): protein kinase activity; ATP binding
Source: RefSeq, a predicted model, not a curated record
GCGCUGGUUGCGUCCCGGUCACUGACCUGCCCCUGCCCCUGCCCCUGCCCCCACAUCAGAUGCGUUUGUAAGCCUUUCCAUGCACUUAAAGAAGCAAAACACUUGGUUUUAGUCCUCCAGGCAGUUCAAAGAAGGCUCAUCGUUCAACUGAGGCUGAAGAAAUAUCCAGGUAGCACUAAACAAAAGCAAUGCUGAAAAUUUUAAGCAAAUGAACCAAGUUCACAAUAAGGUUUGGAAGAAAUCCCUGUGAAAUACAACAUUUAAAGAACUAUUUGAGAUCCGGAAAUACAAAAUAUGGAAGAAUACACUGUGUUGAAAGUACUUGGAGAGGGGUCGUUUGGGAGAGCUCUUUUAGUCUGUGAUAAAACCAGCAGCCAGAAGUAUGCAAUGAAGGAAAUAAGACUUCCCAAGUCUCCAUCUGAUGUCGAGAACUCUAGGAAGGAAGCUAUUCUCUUGGCUAAAAUGAAACAUGCAAAUAUUGUUGGUUAUAAGGAAUCAUUUGAAGCCGACGGACAUCUGUAUAUUGUAAUGGAAUAUUGUGAUGAUGGUGAUCUAAUGCAAAAGAUUAAACGCCAAAGAGGAAAAUUGUUUCCUGAAGAUACGAUCCUUUGCUGGUUUGUACAGUUGUGCCUGGGGGUGAAAUACAUUCAUGACAAACGUAUUCUGCACAGAGAUAUCAAGUCCAAGAAUAUCUUUCUUACUCAAAAUGGCAAAGUAAAAUUGGGAGAUUUUGGAUCUGCACGUCUUCUUAAAAACGCAACAGCAUAUGCCUGUACUUAUGUGGGAACUCCUUAUUACGUGCCUCCAGAAAUAUGGGAGAACAUGCCGUACAACAACAAAAGUGAUAUCUGGUCCCUGGGAUGUGUUCUAUAUGAGCUUUGUACUCUUAAACAUCCAUUUCAAGCCAAUAGCUGGAAACAUCUCAUCCUUAAGAUAUGUAAAGGUUCCUACAAUCCACUUCCAUCUCAUUACUCCUACGAACUUCAUUAUUUAAUAAAACAGAUGUUUAAGAGAAAUCCCAAGAACCGUCCUUCGGCCAGUACUAUUCUUGCAAGAGGCUGCUUAGCCAAGUUCAUUGAAACUUGUUUGCCAGCAGAGAUUGAAUCUGCAUUCAAUUUCCAGGUGACAGCUGGGAUUCAACAAAUAUUAAAGGAACCGAAGAGGCACAGAAGGGAUAGAGGAGAUACAAAAGCAGGUGCUAGAAGCAGUGGUGGAGCAAACAGUACUCGGCAAAAUGAAGAUCAGUGGAGCCACUCAGAUCUGAAGAACACUACAAAGAUUUUGAGUGGAAGAACACUGAAGGAAAGGGGCUCCAGUAAAGAGGAAAAAUAUGAAGCCCUCACAAGCAAUACUGAUUUGCCAUGUCUCCAGAGAAGACAGUGGGAAAGAGGUGCACCCAGUGCAGUGGUAAAUGUCUUAGGAAGUGCCUCCUUGCUUUCUUCUAGUUUUACAGCUGAGGAAGAGAAAAGUGGUUGUGUCAUAAAAUACAGUGAAAAUAAUCCACGUAAGCAGUGGAUCAAAGAAACUCCUCAAACCUUGAUGAACAUUCUUGAGAGUGCUGAUAUUAGCUUAGCAUUUAAAACAUACACAAUCUAUAAAGCAGCCUCAGGAGACUUACUGAAAGGUCCACUUUCUGAUGAAUCCAAAGCAUCUGAUGAAAUAGAUGGUGACCUUGAGGCCAUUAUCACAGAUUCUGAAAGACUUGAACCUAGAUCUGAUGAAGAAGACACGGACUUUGAAGAGGAGGAGGAGCCAGAUUGGGUAGCUGAACUGAAAAAAAUGGCCAAAAUACAAUGAAUGGAAGAUUGUAUUAUUACUGUGUAGUUGAAGAAGAUAACACUUAAAAAAAUUCAUCUAAUCCCACCCCCUAUUCAAAGAAGGACCAUUCCCAACUAUAUUAUCCCAGCCAAGACUUUGUCUAACUGGGGGUCUUAAAAACCUCUAAGGAGCACUUGUUAAGCAGAUCUAAUCCACUGUAUGUUUCUAGUUGUUUGAUGUCAAAGCAGUGAAGGUGAUGUUUUCCAUACAAUGAGAGGAAGAGGCGUGCGUGUAAUAAAAUACCAAGCUGAGCCUUUGUUGCUCAGAAAUCUGAAUCGUGAACAUG